Messenger RNA from Vidua macroura (Pin-tailed whydah), 1716 nucleotides. It is a transcript of the gene RUMY1, whose product is annotated as family with sequence similarity 72 member A. The record is from RefSeq and is a predicted model, not a curated record. Gene Ontology annotation, cellular component: cytosol. The transcript has 4 exons. NCBI's taxonomy places the organism in Eukaryota, Metazoa, Chordata, Aves, Passeriformes, Viduidae. Bases 74 to 520 code for a protein of 148 amino acids.
GGGAUCGGGACCGGAAUUGGGAUCGGAACCGGGACUGGGAUCGGGACCGGACCGGACCGGGGUCCCAGCCGCCAUGGCCUCCAGCGGCUGCACGUUCGCGGACCGGUGCGUGAGCGUGCUGUGCUGCCGGUUCUGCCGGCAGGUGCUGAGCUCGCGGGGCAUGCGGGCGGUGCUGCUGGCGGACACCGACACCGACCUCUACUCCACCGACAUCCCGCCCUCGGGCACUGUCGAUUUCAUCGGAAGCUGCUACUUCACUGAGAUCUGCAAGUGCAAACUGAAGAACAUCGCCUGUUUGAAGUGUGGGAAUGUCGUUGGCUACCACGUGAUUUGCCCCUGCAAGCCCUGCCUGCUGUCCUGCAACAACGGCCACCUCUGGAUGUUCCACAGCCAGGCAGUGUUUGGCAUCAACAGACUGGACCCUUCUGGUGUGAAUGCAUUGCUGUGGGGCAACCUGCCCGAUCUGGAGGAAAGCACAGAAGACACGUCCUGCACCUCUGAGGAGGAGUACAUCAGAUAAAUGUUACCUGCAGGAUCUUCCCUCCUCCUGUGGCCUGGCUGGCUGCUUUGCAUUUAUUUAAUUUCACCUGGUGGCCCAUCAGAGUUUAAACAACAGGGAAAAAAAAAACAGGAAAUCUGGAAAAAAAAAUCCAAAAAAAAGGGGAAUUCUUCUUGCUCUUUCCCUGUAAGCUUCCCUGGACUCUGCCUGAGCAGAGAUACACCUUGGAAAUGCCAACACAAAGUGCAUUUACUGAGCUCUGUUUUGCUUUUUAUUCCUAACCCUCUACAGCUGAUAAUCCUUCUUUUCUUCUUCCCCAAAGCACUUUUCACAGUGCAAAACCUCUCAGCUGCUUCCAGCUCAAAGGAAUUUUCAGGAAUAAUCAGCCAGGUCUGGGAGAGCUCAGCUCUGUGCUCAGAACUGCCUCAAAGUUCUGCUGCUCUGCCUUUGGAACCUCCUGCUCUUUGCAGCUUCCCUGCACCUGAGGCACCCCAGGAUGCUCCUAAAUGUGCCCUGGGAAGCCUCUUAGAGCCUUUCCAUCUUUAUUUUUCAAUACUUUCAGGGUUCUGUCUCCACAGAGAUCAAGUUUGUGUUUUUUCUCCCUGACAAAACCUAAAUUCUGCAGUUUCUCAGUAGAACUCACUGGAGUUUUUGUUCAGGGCAGCACUAAAACCCAUCCACUUUCUUAUAUAUAUAUAUAUAUAUAUUUCCCCUCUCCAAAACAAAACUCAGUCAUGACAUUGGGUCUUUUUAGAGAAAGGAAAAAAAAAAGUUAAAUAUUUGGUGUUCAUGCCUAAUUUUCUGUCCUGAGCUGCACAGACAAUCUGGUUCCUGUCGGUAAUGAAUUCAAAGCUCAUUUUCUGAGCUGUUAACAAACCAUGAUGUUUUAUUUCUGUCCCCUUCAGCUAAUCACCUGAAGGCCAGCAAUAAAAAAAGCCCAGAUAAAAUCGUAUCAGAGAACAGAGGACACUUUUAAAUUUGGAUUGAUGCUGAAUAAAUCACUCUGUAGCCUCUUGUGAUACUUGAAAGGGGUGCAAUGAAGACAGAUCUGAAUUCUCAGUAUUGUUACUGCUCGUUAUGUAUUUCUUAAUUAAUGGUACUACCUCUUCUGCACUGUUUAAAUGUAUGUUGGUGUAUAUUUGUAUGUUUGUGUCUUGUUUUGAAUUCCUGUGUUGUGUCUGCUCAGGAAAUAAAAGCUUUGGACUCUGGAGUCUUCA